ACCGAACGCUUGCGAGCAAUUCGCGUCUCGUGCCCAAGCAAUACAUAGCUGCCACAGAGAGCUGCUACACGUCUCACCCAUCAAGGUCAACACUUCACUCAUUAUGUCGACUUGCCCACACGCCACCUCGGCUAAUAUCCACCCACCGCGUCCGAGCGACUCCGUCUACCGUGAAGACUGCACCCUCUGCUUCGACAGCGUCGACCAUCCCGCCGGCCUGGACGUUUGCCUUCACUGCUACAACGGCGGCUGCUCCUCCGAGCGCGUCCAUGGCCGCAUCCACGCCCAACAGGCGCAACACCCUCUCGCUGUCAACAUCAAGCGCACACGCAAGCGGAAACAGCGGCCCGAGGGCGAACCACCGGAGAAGAUUAGCAAGCUCGCUAUCCAUGCUGAGACGGAGGAGGAGCGGUACGAUGUGCAGACAGACGUACAUUGCUUCGAGUGCGGAGUGGAAGGCAUCGAGGGGAAGGGCAAAGUCGGGGAAACGGUGGAUGGGAUCAUGAAGGCUAACACGUUCGCAAAGCAGGAGGAGGUGAAGGCGUGGGAGCAGGAGAUCACAGCGUGUGAGCAUACCUUGUGUUUGGAGCAAGAGCCGAGCAGGGAUAUACCGAGCGGUGACCUUGGGCACUGUAGUCAGUGCGAGCUGAAGGAGAACCUGUGGUUAUGCCUAACGUGUGGCAACCUCGGGUGUGGGAGACAGCAGUGGGGUGGCUUAGGCGGGAAUGGGCAUGGCGUUGGGCAUACCAAGACUUCCGGGCACCCGGUCGCAGUCAAGCUUGGCUCGCUUACCGCAGACGGCAGUGCGGAUAUAUACUGCUACUCUUGCGACGAAGAGAGAGUAGAUCCCGAACUUGUACCGCAUCUUAAGAACUGGGCCAUUGACAUCGCCGAUCGUGUCAAGACUGAGAAGAGCAUGACAGAGAUGAACAUUGAGCAGAACCUUACGUGGGAGUUCAGCAUGGCAGACGAGCACGGAAACAGGAUGGAGCCCAUGUUCGGCGGUGGCUUUACAGGACUAAAAAACCUGGGCAACAGCUGCUACCUCAACUCCAUCCUGCAGUCGCUGUUCGCCAUGCCAGAGUUUGCAGGACGAUAUUACAGACCAGACGAGCCGGUGCCGCCCAUAUCCAAACCUGCGGAGGACCUUGAAGUCCAGCUACGGAAGCUUGCAGACGGUCUGCUGUCGGGGCGGUACAGCAAGCCAGACUCGGAUGUACAGGCUUCAGAGGACACGGAGGAGAUACCGUGGCAGAGAGGUCUGGCGCCUGCCAUGCUCAAACACCUGGUUGGGCGAGGUCACGCCGAGUUCAGCACGAUGCGCCAGCAAGACUCUUUCGAACUGCUCCUUCAUCUGCUCAAGCUCAUCACAAGAUCUCAAGCGGGCGCUCGAAGCCAGCACAAAGACAUUGCCGAUCCAGUCGAAGCAUUCCGCUUCGUGAUGGAGCAAAAGCUGCAAUGUCUGCAUUGCGGCAAGGUAAAGUAUCGUCAAGACGAGAUGGAGAACCUAUCAGUUGCCGUACCCAUCAAGCGGUUACCAAAGUCCGACGACGUCGCCAUGACAAACGGAGACAAGGACGACAAGAAGGCCGGAGACGAGUUCGAGCCGGUGACGCUAAAGCAGUGCCUAGAUGACUUCACCGCGCCCGAGACAGUAGAGCUUACGUGCUCCGCAUGCAAGCAGUCCGGCUUCAGCAAGCAAAGUCUCUUCAAGACCUUCCCCAACAUCUUGGCGAUCAAUGCACGGCGGUUCGAGAUCGUCAACUGGGUGCCUACGAAGCAAGACGUACCUGUCAUUGUUGAUGACACGACUUUUGAUCUCGAGGCAUAUCGCAGCAAAGGCAAGCAGUCGGGCGAAGAAGAACUACCUGACGAUCAGGAAGCGAGCAGCAGUGCAGCCGCUGCGUUUGCGCCAAAUGAGACGGCGCUCGAGAUGCUCAUGUCGAUGGGCUUUCCGCGUGUGAGAUGCGAGAAGGCAUUACAUGCCACCGGUAACGCAGACGCUGAGGUGGCAGCCGCGUGGUUGUUCGAGCACAUGGAGGAUGCUGACAUCGACACUCCUUUGGACCUUGGCGGCAGCUCAAUUGGUGGUGUGGCUAGCUCAGCAGUGGAUCCGGAGAAGAUUGAGAAUCUGGGCAAUAUGGGCUUCAGUGCCCCGCAAGCCCGGCAAGCACUCAAAGAGACGGGAGGGGAUAUGGAGCGAGCAGUCGACUGGCUGUUCUCUCAUCCAGACGCUAUGGGCGACUUCGGCGACGAUGAACAGCAACCUAGCAGUACCACCAACGCAUCUGCUUCAGCAGCAGCAGGCGCUAUGGAAGACUCGAAGCCUGCGAAGUACGGACUGAGAUCAAUCGUGUGCCACAAAGGCAGCAGUAUUCACGCGGGGCACUACGUUGCUUUCGUAAAGAAGACAUUACCGGAGUCUGCGGAAGGGAGGGAAGGUUGGGUGUUGUUCAACGAUGAGAAGGUGGCGCUGGGCAAGGACGCCGAGGAGAUGAGCAAGUUUGCUUACAUUUACUUCUUCCGGAGGGAGAUAUAGCGGAUGCAUUUGACAGCGGGCUGGUAUUCGCAUAGCGUGAGAGGGCAUUAGUGGAGUUGCAGAGCCACGCUCGGAGCAUGCAUAUAGCGGUAUAGUGACGUUUCGACACGGCGGUCUGGUUGCAUUGCAGAGACGCAUGGUAAGGCGCGGGCGCCCGAUGUGUCGUCCAGCAACACAAUUACAACGUCAGUAGCUCGCUGGAAGGAGACUACAACCGUUUCGAAUAACAUUGUCGCAUGCUUGGCGUCUCUGCUUCGCGGAGUCGCUCAUAGCAAUUCGGACACUU
This is a messenger RNA of Baudoinia panamericana UAMH 10762, 2825 nucleotides long. RefSeq lists its product as uncharacterized. Bases 104 to 2539 code for a protein of 811 amino acids. The record is from RefSeq and is a predicted model, not a curated record. The transcript has a single exon. NCBI's taxonomy places the organism in Eukaryota, Fungi, Ascomycota, Dothideomycetes, Mycosphaerellales, Teratosphaeriaceae. Gene Ontology annotation, molecular function: protein binding; cysteine-type deubiquitinase activity; zinc ion binding. Gene Ontology annotation, biological process: protein deubiquitination.